Molecule: messenger RNA, 3330 nt
Organism: Astrephomene gubernaculifera
Lineage: Eukaryota; Viridiplantae; Chlorophyta; Chlorophyceae; Chlamydomonadales; Astrephomenaceae
Source: the annotation of a GenBank genome assembly
CGCUGCGUAUAUGUCUUGAACGCGUGUGUCGCCACUGUUUUAAACAGCUGUUUGCGUUGCAGCUUGCCUUAACAACGGUCAACCCGGCGAGACAGGGCUAUCGCGUUUCGCACAGUUCGCGUACCUCGCACAGUUGUGAACCCUAUUUAGCACUGCACAGAGGUAUUGGGGGCGGAGGUGGCUCUCCAGACGUUUCGGUCACCACAUACCACAAUGUCUCGUUAUUGUCAGAACCUUGCGCUUUUAGUUAUUCUAGGAACAGUGCUAUGCUCAACUGGAGUCUAUUGCCAGGAGCAGCGCUCUGGUAGCCAGGACGGUGGCUUCAUCCUGGGUGCACAGGAACACCCUGGCAAUCGCGCAGCGCGCAAUUUACAGCAGAACACUGCAGCGCUGCAACUGCUUAAUGGUGCAAGCAGCUGCAUUUGGGACGGCGUGCAAUGCGCCAUCAACAGGAACUAUGUCGGAAAGCUGGUUCCAAUGCUAUCCAGCUCUUACCCGCCAACGACGGAGAGUGCCAAGACCCUGGUAGAUGCUUCGCUUCGCUGCGCCCUUUGCGCCAACUACACCGGCAAACCGGAGUGCCUCGCCGCUGCCACCGAGCACGGCUGCACCUGGGAUGACAUCACGAGCAGCUGCGGUUUGGACCGCCUGGUCGAUCCCAAUGCCCUUAGCGGCGUUGCCUACUGCCCUGGCAGCCGCAUGGACCUCCUGGUGAAGUGCGCCGCACUUACCCCCAGCGGCAUUAAUGCCUGCUUCUCCAGCUCCUACGGCUGCAGCAUGAUCUCAGGCGCAAUGCUUGGCGAUAGCGGCAGCAGCAGCAGCUCGGCUCCGGGGCUGGGCGGCAAGGUGUGGAACAUGAUUGCUGGCGCUCUUUCAUCAGUCGUCAAGCCUGGAGUCCUGGAUGCCGUACCCAUGGUUUCACAGCUGUACAACACGCUGAUGCAGUCCGCGGGCGGGCUGGUGGUAAACACCAUAAACAGCCAGCAGGUUUGCGUGGCCAACUGGCUGCUGGAGCAAUCCGCCAUGGAGGCGAUGUCACAGAUGAUAACGCACGCGGUCGAGACGGACCAAGACCUGCUCACCACCAUGAUGACUUCCGGCCUCAUGGGCAACUGCAACAUCACGAACCCCCUCAAGGAAAUGAUCAUGGCCUGCCCGACCGCAACCGAUUCCGCCACUUGCAGCGCCCUAAACGGCUGCAAAUGGAUUACCGUACAGUCCACGGGCGGUGCCACCGUUAGCAGCUGCGCCGUGGGGCCCAACAUGCUUCAGGCGCUGCUUUUGGACCCGAAUGACCCAUGGGUCGCUGCGCUGGACAAUGCAACCCGCACCUGCCAAGCGAUUGUGAAUGCUAGCACGUGCUUGGCGGCGGAGCCUGAGAAUGAUGCGAUCGAUGUGUUUAACGCGACCGUCAUUGAGAACGCAGUUUACAGCGCAACUUACAGCUAUAACUCUACUUAUAACUCUACUCGUAACUCUACUUAUUACUCUACUUAUAACUCUACUUACAACUCUACUUAUAACUCUACUCGUAACUCUACUUAUUCUUCAAAUGGUAGUGCUGGUGGCGUUAUCUCUCGUAACAGUUCAGUGGUGAACUGGGUGAACAGUUCAGUGGUCGACUGGGCGAACACCAUGUAUGAGAGCGGCUGGGACAGCAGCAAUGCGACGGGAGGGGCGCCCGUGCCCUCUGCGCUUUGGUCGAUGAUGCUGGGCGCGAUCCUGGCGCUGAUGUGGGGUGUUGUGCGUUGGUGAGGGGCUGGGGUCGUGGGUGACGUUUUCUGAGGUGGUGGGAUAAAGAGGAAACAACUAACUGACUGAGGGAUAAGGCGUCAACAUGGGUUGCAACAUGUGAGCCAGCCCGACCCGCCCAACCCGAAUUAGUGAAGCCAGUACGUGCACCAUCUGAGGUGGUGAGAUAGUGCUUUUAAGCUGUGCUAGGUUUGGUAUUACUGCCUGGAACUUGUUCAUUACGGUUUAUGGGAAGCGAGAGCUCCGUGCGUGAUCACCCUGUGUUGUGUAUUCUUUCCCUUUUGGUGCAUUGCGGCAGCGUUGUUGUUAAUGUCGUUGCAGGCGCGCCGAUCGCUGUUGCCGUUGUUGGUGAUGGUUGCGGUGGUUGCGGUUGUCCGGCAAAGCGGGGUUACAUGGGCAGUUGAAUGGGCAGUUGAAGCUUCAACAAGAAGCGAGGUGGGAAGUUGAUACAUACCUUUGGGUGCCGUACCAUGGGAUACGACUAGAUGUUGCUACCGCACAUGCGUGACCCACAAACUCGAUUUCUUAAUACUCGUGUACUUCAAUUGCAGUGUUGCGCGUAGUUGCGAAGGUUAAGGAGGGUGGGAUACACUCCCUCGCUUUCCGCCGGACAGUAAACGUCCUGAGUAUGUCCCGAGUACAUGCGGAGAUCCGGAAAGGACGACAGGAGGAGCACUUGCCGGAGGAGGAGGAAGAGCAUGAAAGGCAACCCUUUAUAAACUUAGUAUAUUACUGCCUGCUGUGUUUGAUAAGAGCGAGAGCGCUGCGAUCCGCUUUCUGUUGUGAUACCAACGGUUAUGUGUCUCCAAAAAAUCCAAAAAGAGUUGGUAGUAAUUGUUUACGAGAGCACUGUUCCCCCAGUGUGAUUCAUCUUUCCUUCCGCGGCCCCCCAUGUAUCAUGUUGGAAUUCCCGUACUGCCGAGUAUGGGGGUGGGCUAACCCCUGGUUCCCUCUUAUGCAUUUAGGAAUCCCGUUGGUGUUCUCGUUCUGAAGGCUGAGAAGUUAAGCUCAGUUGUAAUGAUUGGCUAGAGGUACUAACAUAGCCGACUAGAAUAAAUUCAGUUCUUCGUUUGCAAAUUGCUCGGGGUUUGGUGCGCGACGAAAGAAGUUGCUCAAGCAGAGGUACUGCGAAGCCUGGCCAAGAUGCUGUGGCUGUGGCCAAGCAAGUUGCCCAGUUCUCAACCCCGCCUUCAUCCUUUGUAACCCAUGUACAUGUGUUUUCAUAAACCCAUGUACGGCACUUCCUCUUGAUGUACGAUACAUCAUCUUGCUGAUUGGAGGCGUGUCUCUUUCUUUCGCGCUGUGUGUGUUGUGCUGUGAAGUGGAGGAGACUGCAUGACAUGGAACCCUGUUUUUGACAGAAAUCCCUAUUCAAAUGCGGAGACCUUCUCUCCAUUCCUGUUUGUGUCGCUGCUGUUGCAUUUGAGUAUAAAACUGUGGACACGUUACGACUGCUGCCCAGCAGUCGGUUGCCUCAAGCCUCGAGUUCCAAGCCCACACCCCGCCACCCGGUGCAUCGUAUAUACCGGUGGAAGGAACUGCAAGGAGGGGUAUGUACAGCAGGUUAUAUUUCCUGUA